AUGGUCGUGAUUGCUCUGUCUUGCUCGGCUGCAUAAUUAUCUUUGGUAUUCGUCAUUUGGCAAGCAGGAUGUGGUGUCAGAAAGAGGUAGGGUUGAGUUCCUGUGUUGUAUGUAUGUUAAAUAACUUUGCUGUAGCAAGUUCAAGAGUUUGUGCUGUGCAAGUGUGGUGUGUAUGGAACGCGAUAAAAGUGAAUGAAUUAGUGUGAGAUACGGGUUCUUCCUCUCCAUCUAAAAGCAAUUUGAAGCUUUUUGAGUGGGGAGAAUACAUCAUGGCGGCGAACAUCAGGAAUAGGACAGCACAACACAAGAAUAUUACGUCAAUAUUCUCUAAACUACACGAUGCAUUUGCUGAUGUAGUAGCGUCACCAAAAAUAGCAACCGAUAAAAGAACAUUAGAUAAGACAUGGAAGCUGAUGGACAAAGUUGUGAAACUGUGUCAACAUCAGAAAAUGAAUUUGAAAAAUUCCCCUCCGUUCAUUUUGGAUAUUCUUCCAGACACCUAUCAACAAUUAAAACUUAUUUACUCAAAAUAUGAAGGUGAAAUGGCUGUGCUUCACAAGAACGAACAUUUUGUCUUGUUCACGGACAAUUUAUUUAGAAAAUGCAAGCAGGCUAUUAAACUUUUUAAAGAAGGGAAAGAGAAGAUGUUUGAUGAAAAUUCACAUUACAGAAGAAAUCUUACCAAACUCAGUCUAGUGUUUAGUCAUAUGUUAAGUGAACUUAAGGCAAUAUUUCCAAAUGGGACAUUUGCUGGUGACCAAUUCAGGAUCACCAAGAGUGAUGCUGCGGAGUUCUGGAAAAACAACUUUGGAAACAGUACUCUAGUGCCAUGGAAGAUCUUCAGGCAGGUAUUGAAUGAAGUUCAUCCAAUCAGCUCUGGGUUGGAGGCAAUGGCCCUUAAAUCCACCAUUGACCUGACAUGUAAUGAUUACAUUUCCAACUUCGAGUUUGAUGUUUUCACAAGACUGUUCCAGCCAUGGACAACUCUGUUAAGAAACUGGCAAAUUCUGGCAGUAACACAUCCGGGUUAUGUGGCAUUCCUCACCUAUGAUGAAGUGAAAGCACGUUUACAGAAAUACAUCACAAAACCUGGAAGCUAUGUCUUCCGACUUAGUUGUACGAGGCUUGGCCAGUGGGCUAUUGGCUAUGUGACUGCAGAUGGGGAAAUUUUACAGACAAUUCCACAGAAUAAAUCCUUAUGCCAGGCUUUACUCGAUGGAUACAGAGAAGGGUUUUAUCUGUUCCCUGAUGGGCGCAAUGUGAAUCCUGAUCUCUCGUGGGCUGUGCAGCCAACUCCAGAAGACCAUAUCAAGGUGACACAGGAACAAUACGAAUUGUACUGUGAAAUGGGUUCCACAUUCCAGCUAUGCAAAAUAUGUGCAGAGAACGACAAGGACAUUCGUAUCGAACCCUGUGGUCAUCUGCUAUGUACACCGUGCCUCACAUCAUGGCAGGUAGACUCUGAAGGACAGGGCUGUCCAUUCUGCAGAGCUGAAAUCAAAGGCACAGAGCAGAUUGUGGUUGACCCUUUUGAUCCAAAGAGACAGCACAAGGCGGGAUCUACAGGAAACCUAGUGGACUUGGAUGAAGAUGAGGAGGAUCUAAGCAACUGGAACUGUAAUAUCAGUUCUCUUCAAGCUCUUGCACUUUCCCCUCGUUCAGAAACUGGUGAUGGCCGGGGUGGGCGAAGUCCCAUGAUAUCACCCCGUGCCUCGCCACAACUUCUUCGCCGAGGCACAACUCCAGUUGCACCUCCUCCCCCUUUACCACCCCGACGAGCUUCGCCUACGCUUGGUAGCCCUACAAGUUCUCCAAGCAACCAGCUAACUGUUCCUAAGGAGGAUGCCCCUCCUCCUCCAUGCACUUGUACAGUCAUGAUUGUCGCACAGGAAACUGAAGAACCAGAGACAUUAUCAGGCAUUGCUGAUACAAGGUAUGACAUACUACAGACAUCUGGUAGUUCCAUGGCCAAUAGCUCAAGUAAAGUAGCUGGCACAUCAUCACAUGUCCGACACCAGUCUUGCCCAGCCCUUCCCAGUUCCUGCAGCACUACAAUGCUGCCAUCAAAAUCUAAUACUACUCCUCUCUUUCCACCCCCUUUACCGCCUCCUACAGUACCAUCCAUCCCAUCCACUUCUUUGACAUCUUCAGUGUCAACGUCACAGAGCAGUAAUGCCCUGUCUGCUUCUGUUGCAUCUACUUCAGCAACCUCGCCCCGACAGCCUACAAGCACAGAGAGUAGUUCAGGAAAUUCGCUUCAGAGACAACACAGUGGAGGAAAUGCACAUACUAUUCAUUAUGCGGAACUUGCAGAUAUAUCAGAAGAACCUAGUUAUGAAAACACUAUCAUCAUUCCUGGAGGCACAUCAUUAAUAAAACCAGUGUACAGUGCAGCAGUUGAAACUGAUGUUCCAAACUCUGCUGUUAUUGCACAGAACAUCAAACCCCUUACCUUGGAAGCAAG
This is a messenger RNA of Cryptotermes secundus, 2464 nucleotides long. RefSeq names its product E3 ubiquitin-protein ligase CBL-B-B (gene Cbl). The record is from RefSeq and is a predicted model, not a curated record. Gene Ontology annotation, cellular component: plasma membrane; membrane raft. Gene Ontology annotation, molecular function: SH3 domain binding; calcium ion binding; ubiquitin protein ligase activity. Lineage: Eukaryota; Metazoa; Arthropoda; Insecta; Blattodea; Kalotermitidae. Gene Ontology annotation, biological process: negative regulation of epidermal growth factor-activated receptor activity; cell surface receptor signaling pathway.